AUGGCCUUGGAAAUCAAGCAGCUGACAGCCAUCCAAUGGAAAGGCAUCAAUGUGGUGAUCCCUGAAGAUUUGCUGCUGACCAAUGCUGACAACCAGACCUUUCUGAAGCUUCGACCUUCUCACCACAGCAUAACCAAGCUGGUGUGUCCUGAUUGCAAGAAAAAGAAUUUGUCCUUGUCAGCAGGACCAAGGCUCAUGAAUUUGGUGUCCUUGGUACAUGCCGAAAGCUUGGAGAAGGAGACCAUGGCUGAAGGCCAAGGAGAAGGUGCUGAGUCAUUGUUUGGAAGUGAAGAGCAGAGACCAAAGAAGAAGCAGAAGAAAGAAUGUGGGAAAUUAUCAGAGGCAUCUGUUGUGGUGACUUUGCCAGAUGACUUUGGAAGUUUGACUGCCAUGUGGCCUUCCAGCAAACAUGCUGAUGUGGCUAUCCUUCUAGAAGCUUCCAAUGUGCAGAAAUGUUUGGAAUAUUUGGAAGCUGACUGCUCCACAUGUGCAGAAGGUGCAAAGAGAUCUUACAACAAGAGUGGUAAGAGCAUCUCGAAAGUGCUCACUGGGACCUGGAAGUUGGCAGACUUCAUGGUCAAUGGGACCUAUCCCUUGAAGAAGGUGGACCAGGACCUUUGGAUGUGGUACACCAAGCAUGGGCCCAAGCAAGCCUGCUGGUAUGUGAGCGAUCACUAUGUGGAGGAUGGUGGCAGCUGGAGCAAUCUGAGGUGCUUGGCAAGGAUUGCAGAUGUCAACAUGUCUCCUUCUGGUGACAUCUUCAUACCGCACCAGAGCCAGACAGCAGCCAAUUGGAUCCUGACUGGAGCUAGUGUCUUUGUCCCCCAGAUGACUUACUCACCCCUGCAAAGGUAUGAAGCUGUGCUGCGACAGAACCAGGAGCUCAAGGUGGAGAACACAAACUUGAAGCAGGAGAAUGAAAAGUUGAAGAUGCAGGCUGAUCAACUGCAGUUGGAACUGCAACAACACCUUGAGAAGAAGCAUGGCCAGGACUUGCUGGAGCCUGCACCAUCUUCUGUUUGUGCUGAAGGUAAGGGCAUGCCACUAUUGCCACCUCCUCCUCCAAGAGUGCCAGAUCUUGGGCCUUAUGGCAAAGGUAAGCCUGCUGAGGAAGGUGAGCAGGGCAAGGGAAAGUCUUCACCCUCUGCCCAGUGGAUUGCAGGUCAGUCUGGAGCCAAAGUCCCCACUGGAUGGAAGAACUACAUGGCUUACAUCCAGCAGGAUUGGCAGAAGGCAGAGCAGCUGGUGGCUUUGUACUUGCAGGAUCCACAGAUGAGGACCUUGGUUGACAACCAUAUCUAUACUCUGAGGACCCGUGGUUUUGACAGCAUGUUCCCUUGGUGCUCAGACUAA
Molecule: messenger RNA, 1353 nt
Organism: Cladocopium goreaui
Lineage: Eukaryota; Dinophyceae; Suessiales; Symbiodiniaceae
Source: the annotation of a GenBank genome assembly